UGGAACUAUUAAGUCGUGGAAGCUGAUGCGCCCGGAAGAAAUAAACAACGUACCAGGGUAAAAUCCUGCUGAAUGACCCCGAAGAAAAGCUUGAAAUAUGAAGUUUUCAGACUGAAACGAAGAUGCUGUCUGUUGCUUUAAGAAGAAGCGUCACUGCAACACCGAGGGUUUCCCUCUGGACUCGUUGUCCUCCAACAUGGCGGCCGUCGUCCCUGACCGGAUCGCCAUUCUCCUCCAGUUUCUUCCCGGAUGAUUUCGGACGACUACAACCUCAUGGUUUCACUUCCGUCACCCAGAAAACUCCGCGUUUGAACGCUUUCAUCACAUCACAACAUUUCCACUCGUCUGCUGGGAGGCUGAAGAAACGAGACCGACCGGAACCGCCUCCCCGGGAACUGGACCUGCUCCGGUAUGACAUGAAACACUUGUGGGAAGGUCCGAAGCCGGCGCUGUGUCUGGGCUUCGCCGGGCUCAUCCCCUUCGUCUCCCCGCCUCUGAUCAUGGCCGCCACAGAGACGUUUUACCCGGAGCUGGCCUACGCCCAGCUGGCCUACGCCGCCGCCAUCGUCUCUUUCCUGGGCGGCGCCCGAUGGGGGUUCGCGCUUCCCGACAGCAGCCCGGCCAAACCCGACUGGAUCAACCUGGCCAACAGCGUGGUUCCGCCGCUGUUGGCGUGGGCGGCCAUGCUGUUGAGCGACAGCCUUGUUCCGGCGGCCAUGACGGCCAUCAUCGGACUCGGUGUUUCGCUGCAUUAUGACCUCUCUCUGCUGCCGACGUAUCCCAGCUGGUUCAAGGCGCUGCGCACCGUCCUGACUGUGACGGCGUUCUUUUCUCUGCUCGGAACGAUUUUAAUGAACGGAUCAUUUCCAGAGAAGUAUUUUUUCUGAACCAUAUUUAAUAUUUUAUGUACAACAGCGUAUUGGGGCAGAGGAGGAGGAAAUUUCCACCAGAAAACUCAGAAAAUACCUACUGGAGAGAGAAAAGCAUAGAAGUUUCCACUAGGUGGCACAAAAAUGCCAAAUUUUCAUCCUGAUUUCACUAUAUUGGGUUUAAAUAAAGGAAAACAAUGAUAUUCUUUGCUUAAUGUUUUAAAUAUCUAAAAUAAAAAAGGAUAUUUUUAUUAAAUUAAACAUUUUAUUAAAUUAAACAAUCAUGAUCUAAAUAAUUAACUUGUUUCAGACAUAAAUGUAAAUGAACAAUAAUUAGCUUAUGUAGCAGCUUUGACCUAAAUUCAGAGUAUUCAGUUGGUGAACUAUGAACUUUAAUUUUUAUUUUUUGCCCGAGUUGAAUUCUGAGAUUUUCAAAGCGUGAGAUAAAACCUCAGCGACAUACAUCAUCGUUUCUGUUGGCAUUUUCAAUAAAAAACUGUUCACAACUUAA
This is a messenger RNA of Xiphophorus hellerii (green swordtail), 1380 nucleotides long. RefSeq names its product transmembrane protein 69-like. The transcript has 3 exons. The coding region runs from base 123 to 887 and encodes 254 amino acids. The record is from RefSeq and is a predicted model, not a curated record. Lineage: Eukaryota; Metazoa; Chordata; Actinopteri; Cyprinodontiformes; Poeciliidae.